AUGUCAUUGAGCAAAUUACCCCCACAAGAGGGAAUUGUGUAUACUUAUGCCUUCAACUUGACAGCGUUUGAAUUCACCGAAUACAGCAAGAAAACCGCACCAAACAUUAUCUUGUUCAUUGGAGGAUUGAGUAAUGGGCUUUUGAAUGUGCCUUAUUUGCCCACACUUGCCAAAGCUGCUACAAAUUUCAAAUCCCAGGAUGGUGAGGAUUGGAAUCUAGUGCAAGUUUUGCUAUCAUCGGCAUAUUCAGGUUUUGGCACAACCAGCUUGGAAAAAGACACGAGUCAAAUUAGAAAAGCAGUGGAAUAUUUCCGGUCUGAAGCUGGUGGUAAAAGACGCAAAAUUGUGUUGAUGGGUCAUUCAACUGGGUGCCAAAAUUCAUUACAUUACUUGACAAACAUCAACAAUAAGGAGGAUGUGCCCGACACGGCUAAGGUCCAAGGAGCUAUAUUACAGGCGCCAGUUUCCGACUCAGAGGCAUUAUCAAUUGAGUCAAAGAAGAAGGAGGUAGAUGCCUUGCUUAGGGAAGUUUUCGUGGAUUAUCUUUCCGAAGGAAAAGGAGCGUAUAUUUUGCCGGAGAAGUUUAGGAGGCUUGUAUUCAAUACACCCAUCACAGCCUACAGGUUUUUCUCUUUGUUCAGCAAGCGUGGCGAUGACGAUUUCUUCUCCUCCUAUUUGACUGAAGAUGAUUUCAAAAAGACUUUUGGAAGUGUUACUGUCCCCUUGUUGGUAUUGUAUUCAGGUAAAGAUCAAUUUGUUCCUGCUUCGGUAGAUAAAGCUGCUUUAGUUUCCAGGUUCCAAGAUUCAACCCCAUCUGAAUAUUGGAACUCCAACAGUAAGAUUAUUGAGGGGGCCACACAUGAAAUAGGUGAUGGGUCCGAUGAAGGUGUUACUGAUAUUUUGACUGAGUCCGUUUCCAAGUUCGUUAGUGAUGUCUAA
Molecule: messenger RNA, 939 nt
Organism: Lodderomyces orthopsilosis Co 90-125
Lineage: Eukaryota; Fungi; Ascomycota; Pichiomycetes; Serinales; Debaryomycetaceae
Exons: 1
Coding region: 1-939 (312 amino acids)
Source: RefSeq, a predicted model, not a curated record